UUAGGAAACGCGCGAGGCCUCGGCGCUGCUCUUCCUGGAAGCGGGAGAGGCUGAGAAGGCCAGAGGAAGCAGCCUAGGCCGCAGCCGUCUCCAUGGCGACUGAGGCCUGCCACUUGGGGUGGGAUUUCAGCACCCAGAAGCUGAAAGUAAUUGCUGUAGAUGAAAAACUGAGAGUCAUCCAUGAGGACAAUGUUAAUUUCGACAAGGAUCUUCCAGAAUUUAGCACUCAAGGUGGAGUCUGCGUCCACAAUGAUAGACUGACAGUGACUUCUCCUGUAUUAAUGUGGGUCAAGGCACUCGAUCUGAUCUUGGAAAAAAUGAAGUCUUCUGGAUUCAAUUUCUCCAGAGUGAAAGCUUUAUCUGGAGCUGGACAGCAACAUGGAAGCAUCUAUUGGAAGCAAGGGGCAAGCUCUGCUUUACAAAACCUAUCACCUGAUCUUCCUUUACACCAGUCGUUGCAGUCCUGCUUCUCUGUGAGUAACAGUCCUGUCUGGAUGGAUUCUAGUACAACAGCCCAAUGCCGCUCUCUAGAAAAAGCUGUUGGAGGGGCUCAGAGACUUGCGGACAUCACGGGAUCACGGGCCUAUGAGCGUUUUACAGGAAACCAGAUAGCAAAGAUUUACAGCCUGAGCCCUGAAGCCUAUGCACAAACUGAGCGGAUCUCUUUGGUCAGCAGCUUUGCAGCCUCCCUUUUCCUUGGUGCUUAUGCUCCCAUCGAUUACAGCGACGGUUCUGGCAUGAAUUUAUUAGACAUCCACAACAAAGCAUGGAACCCAGCCUGUCUUGAUGCUUGUGCUCCUGGGUUAGGAAAAAAGUUGGGCGAUCCUGUACCAUCCUGCAAAGUACUGGGCUCAGUCGCACCAUAUUACAUUCAACGUUUUGGGUUUAAUCCCCACUGUAAAGUCGUAGCAUUUACUGGAGACAACCCAGCCUCUCUGGCAGCAAUGAGACUUGCAGAAGGGGAUCUUACAAUCAGCCUUGGAACCAGUGACACAUUGUUUCUCUGGAUUAAGCAGCCCAAACCUGCUUUAGAAGGUCACAUCCUCUGCAGUCCUGUGGAUACAGAAGCCUACAUGGCCCUGCUGUGUUAUAAGAAUGGUUCUUUGAUGAGAGAGAAGAUACGGGAUAAGAUUGCCUUUGGCUCAUGGGAAGAGUUCUCCAAAGCAUUAGCAUCAACGCCUGUUGGGAAUGAAGGAAAUGUAGGUUUUUAUUUUGAUGUGAUGGAGAUUAUACCCAAGGCAGAGGGAAUUCACAGAUUCAACAAACACAACGAAAAAGUGACCACAUUUCCUAAGGAAGUGGAGAUACGUGCCUUGAUCGAAGGACAGUUCAUGGCCAAAAGGAUUCAUGCUGAAAAGCUUGGAUACAAAAUCUUGCCCACAACAAGAAUCCUUGCGACUGGUGGGGCAUCAGACAAUGAAGCAAUCUUACAAGUCUUGUCUGAUGUAUUCAAUGCUCCUGUUUACACAAUUGACACUGCUAAUUCAGCCUGUUUAGGAUCUGCUUACAGAGCAAUCCAUGGACUCGUCGCAGAGACAAGCGUGUCCUUGACGGAUGUUGUGAAAUUAGCACCGGGGCCAAAAUUAGUUGCGACUCCCAAAGCUGGUGUGGCUCAGAUCUACCAGCCUUUGCUUAAAAGAUACAUGGACCUUGAGGAGCAAGUGCUGAAGUCAUCAAAGUGACAUCACAAGAGAGAGCUGGGAAUCAAGCCGUCGCCUUAAAUGAAAAGGAAACAGGAGAUCAGAAGAAACUGUGCCUGUAAUUGUAUAAAACAUUCCUUCAUUUUGUACUUGAAAGAGAAAAAUAGUGAUUUGAUUUUAUCUAAAAGCUGGACCGUAAAUGUGGGUAACAUUUGAUCUCUUUGUCAUUGGCUGUCAUGACUGGUGUUGUAAAAUCCUUACAUCAUUCUUACCUUUUCGUGCCCCCUCUUUCAUGCUAGCAGCCAAGUGCUGGACAGGAGCAAAGGACUCACAAUGCAUUCAGGUUGGUGCAGUUGCUGGAAGUUGCAUAUCAGCCCACUAAGCUGAAUCAAUCCCAUGCUGUGUCCUGUUGAGGGCUACUUUUCUAGUUCUAGAAAAAGAGUAUCUGUUGAAGGUUUCCAUAGUCUGCAAUACAUGGUGAGUGGCACUUGACAUGGGAAGUCACUGGUUAUGGCAGUCUGUUUUGUACCCUCUUGCCUGCUAUGCAAUCCAGUAUCUUGACAGUGGAAAAACUGGGCAAGAGUUAAAUCAAAGAAGUGCACACACCACCUUUCCCAGUAUCAUUUUGCUCCCUGUUGCUUCCCCAGGAGGGUCCCGUCUUUGUGUGUUGCUUUACAGUACUGGAAAUCUUCCUUUGCAAAUGCACAUAAUGAUCCCACCUGUUAACUCCCAGCCACUUAAAUAAGAGGAGGAAGAAAUAGUGAUGUCAACAUCCUUCCUCCUUCGGAUGCAAGGGCCACAGCCAUGUUACUUGUUUGCCCCUCUUCCUCCUUCCAUAGCAGUGGAGCAUGGGACAGGCAGCUUCUGGCUUCCUCUUUCUAUACUGUAAAUGAUGCCUGCUGAAUAUCUCCCUUUUUAAGACAGAUCCAGAUUAGGAUUUUAUCACAUCAUCCAUCCUGAUAGCUAUGAGAACUGUGCAAGUAUGUUGUUAACUAUGGGAUUGACUCCCCAGUUCAUUCUCUGGCCUGUUACCAGCCUUGAAUUGCCAAGUUGGUAUCAAACUAUCUAGCAGGGCCCUGCUAAACACCUUUUUUAAUGCUGCUGCACUAGCGCCCUGAAACACCUUUUCACCACAAACCACACCCUGUCCAGGUAAUCCAGUAAGUAGAUUUUUAUUUUAAAAAGUAUAUAUAUAAAAUAAGCAAAUUCAAAGAAGAGAAUCAAAGUUCAAAAGGUUAUUUCCAAGAUAGCCGAGAGUCCAAAAUCCUUUCAAAUACAGUCUCCAGAAUCUAUCCACCAAUAUAUCCAUACACAAGAUAGCAUGAAUCCAAGGCAGGCAACUUAUGCCACACAGGAACUAGAAGCGAGAACAACUUAGAACUUGAAUACAUGAAUUCCAAGAACACAGGACCAAAACCAUGCUUUGCUCUCACAAAGCAUUGUAUGAGCAGGAACAAUCUUAAAAGGCCUCAAUCCUUCCCAUAACAUCAUUUCUCACACACUUGCUUUUCCUCUCCUUAUCUCUAAUUCUCUGAAAAAAGUGAGACUGCCUUUAUUGCAUGCCCUGUCUCCGCAAUUCCAAGCACCUUGACCUAGACAAACAUUAAUUUCCCAUAUUUCUCUCAGCCUGCACUUCUGGCAGAUUCUCAUGAGAACUGAUAUCGCUUUCUCCAGUCUCGUGGGAACUGCCAAGAGUUUCCAAAACAACUCUCUCCAGGCUACUUCUAUCCUUUUCUGGGCCCUCUGAAUCUAUCCCAGCAUCCCUUUCCUCACUUUCUGAGCCCUCAGAAUCUUACCAGGCUAUAACAAAUGUCACUAAACAGUUCUGAACGUUUGGCCAUACUCACUGCACCUGAGUGUCAAAAAUCUGUUUAACUGAAGAUGCCAGAAAUUGAUCCUGCAAAAUAAAUAUUUUCUGUUCCAUA
Molecule: messenger RNA, 3565 nt
Organism: Anolis carolinensis (green anole)
Lineage: Eukaryota; Metazoa; Chordata; Lepidosauria; Squamata; Anolidae
Gene: xylb
Product: xylulokinase
Exons: 19
Coding region: 93-1682 (529 amino acids)
Biological process (GO): phosphorylation; D-xylose metabolic process; xylulose metabolic process
Cellular component (GO): cytosol
Molecular function (GO): D-xylulokinase activity
Source: RefSeq, a predicted model, not a curated record